GCGUGCCUUGACGUUGGAGCUCCUGCCCAGCAUGCAGCCAUGAGCUCGGCCCUGUGGAGCCAGGAGAAGCCCAGUGGCGGCUACCGGGAGGACUGGCGCUUCUACAUGGUCGUCAAGGAGUGCGCGGUGGAGAAGCCUCCCCAGAAGACCCUGAGGGUCCCCCGGGGCAGCCUCGGCCAGGCCUGCCAGGAGCGCAACAGCCUGGGGAGAACGCUGCCCCCGUGCAAGGGCAAGAAGAGCCUCCGCAUCCUGGACCAGGCCAACGUGGUGCUGAGCCUGGACGAGCGGGACGUCCUGGAGCUGGACGAGAAGCUGGCCGAGCUGCUGUUCCCCAUCACCAACUGCGAGGAGCGCUACGCCCUCCUGUGCAACAAGGCCCGGCUGGAGCGCGUCCGCGACAUCGACUGCGGCUCCAAGGUGCGCGUCCAGCUGCGCUCGGGGGACGAGCCUCUGCCCGGCGUGGUGCGCUUCAAGGGCUCGCUGCUCCCCGACCGAGCCCUCUCCGGGAUCUGGUUUGGGGUGGAGCUGCUGGAGGAGGGCCGGGGCCAGGGCUUCACGGAGGGCUCCUACCAGGGCCGCCAGCUCUUCCGCUGCGAGGACGAGUGCGGCGUGUUCGUGGCCCUGGACAAGCUGGAGCUCUGGGAGGACGAGGAGGACGACGAGGCCCUGGGCGAGCUGGAGGUGGACCACGGCAACCCGGUGGAGGAGGACCAGGACUUCCCCCCGCUGGAGAUCAACUCCAGGGUCCUGGUGCAGACCAGGGACGGGCCGGAGAGAGGCACCAUCAUCUUCUGCGACCUGCUGCCGGGCAACGAGAGCCUGGGCUACUACGUGGGCGUCGACAUGGACAACCCUAUCGGGGACUGGGAUGGCGUGUUUGACGGGAAGUUGCUGUGUAAUUUUGCCAGUCUGGAGCACACCCGCCUCGUCCCCAUCUGUGACGUGAUGCCAGAAUAUUCCAUGCAGGACCAGCGGCUGCAGAAACACAGUUUUGCCCCCAGAGGCAGCGACAAGACGUCGUCCGGCCAGAGCAAGCCCAAGAGCAAAGGAUUAGGUCAUCAGUGUGGCAGUAGAAGCAAGUCUGAGUUUUACUAUACUUUAAAUGGCAGCUCUGUUGACCCCCCCGCCCCGCCCAAAUCCAAAAGCACAUGGUACAUUGAUGAAGUUGGAGAGGACCCCGCCAAGUCGCUCACCGACACGCCCCCCGACUCCAACCAGGCCUCGCCGCCCUCCAGAGCCCCGCCCCCCGCCUCGCUGUCCAGCGACAACAAGUUCCACUCGCUGCCCUUCAGCCUGAACAGGAAGGCGGGGCCCAUCGACAGCAUGAGCCACGGGCCCCUCUCGCUCUCCGUGCAGUCGGUGAUGGGCGAGCAGCCCGAGCCCCCGUCGCCCGUCGCCCCCCCAUCGCCGCAUCCGGCGACGCCCCUUUCCCGAGGCCAGCCGGGCCUGGAGGUGGGCUCUCUGGUGGAGGUGAAGGAGAACCCCCCUCUGUGCGGCGUCAUCCGCUGGGUGGGCCUUCCUCCCGGCCUGCUGGAGCCUCUGGCGGGGCUGGAGCUGGAGGAAGAGUGCCCCGGCUGCACCGACGGGACCUUUAAAGGGACGCGGUACUUCACCUGCCCCCCCAAGAAGGCGCUGUUCGUGAAGCUCAAGUGCUGCCGGCCCGACUCCCGCUUCCCCUCGCUGCACCACUCCUCCAACCCCAUCGAGCGCUGCAACUCCAUCGCUUUCGGAGGGUACCUGAGCGAGGUGGUGCACGAGAACACGCCCCCCCGCACGGAGAACGACGGCCUGGACGUCAUGGUGGGAAAGAAGAAAGGCAUCCAGGGCCACUACAACUCCUGCUACCUGGAUUCAACCCUCUUCUGCCUGUUCUCCUUCAGCUCGGUUCUGGACACGGUUCUGCUGAGGCCGCGCUCGAAGAGCGACGUGGAGUUCUACCGAGAGACUCAGGAGCUGCUCCGCACCGAGAUCGUCAACCCGCUGCGCAUACACGGCUACGUCUGUGCUACCAAGGUGAUGAAGCUGAGGAGGAUCCUGGAGAACGUAGAAGCUGCUUCUGGGUUCACAUCCGAAGAAAAAGAUCCUGAGGAGUUCCUGAACAUCCUCUUCCAUCACAUCCUGAGGGUGGACCCGCUGCUGAAGCUCAGGUCGGCGGGCCAGAAGGUCCAGGACUGCUACUUCUACCAGAUCUUCAUGGACAAGAAGGACAAGGUGGGCGUCCCCACCAUCCAGCAGCUGCUGGAGUGGUCCUUCAUCAACAGCGACCUCAAGUUUGCAGAGGCUCCCUCCUGCCUUAUCAUCCAGAUGCCGCGCUUUGGAAAAGACUUCAAGAUGUUCAACAAGAUUUUCCCCUCGUUGGAGUUGGACAUCACCGACCUGCUCGAAGACACUCCGAGGGAAUGUCGUAUCUGCGGCGGCUUGGCGAUCUUCGAGUGUCGCGACUGUUACGAAGACGGCGACAUCACGGCGGGCAAGAUCAAACAGUUCUGUGAGAAGUGCAAUACGCAGGUUCACCUCCACCCGAGGAGGAAAGCCCACCGGCACGGCAAGCUGUCCGUCCCCAAGGAGCUGCAAGACGGCGCCGGGCGCCAGGGCGGCUUCCCCCGCCAGAGGAUGGAGCUGUUCGCCGUGCUGUGCAUCGAGACCAGCCACUACGUCGCCUUCGUCAAGUACGGCAGCGCCGACUCCUCCUGGCUCUUCUUCGACAGCAUGGCCGACCGCGACGGGGGUCAGAACGGCUUCAACAUCCCGCAGGUGUCCCCGUGUCCCGAGGUGGAGGCGUACCUGAAGAUGAGCCCCGAGGAGCUGCACACCCUGGACCCCAAGAGCAUCCAGGGCCAGGCCCGCCGGCUGCUGUGUGACGCCUACAUGUGCAUGUACCAGAGCUCCACCAUGAGCCUGUACAAGUAGAACCCCCCCCCCAAGGCAGGAGAGUCCCAGAAAGGAGGAACAUGGAGGGGGAAAACACCUCAAAAAGAAAGACUUCCUGCCAGCAGGGGAGCUGUCCAGAGUUAACCCUCUGGGAAGGGGGAGGAGCCAGG
Molecule: messenger RNA, 3041 nt
Organism: Pseudoliparis swirei
Lineage: Eukaryota; Metazoa; Chordata; Actinopteri; Perciformes; Liparidae
Gene: cyld
Product: cylindromatosis (turban tumor syndrome), a
Exons: 16
Coding region: 40-2910 (956 amino acids)
Biological process (GO): protein K63-linked deubiquitination; regulation of intrinsic apoptotic signaling pathway; positive regulation of extrinsic apoptotic signaling pathway
Cellular component (GO): cytosol
Molecular function (GO): cysteine-type deubiquitinase activity; K63-linked deubiquitinase activity
Source: RefSeq, a predicted model, not a curated record